Molecule: messenger RNA, 531 nt
Organism: Dichomitus squalens LYAD-421 SS1
Lineage: Eukaryota; Fungi; Basidiomycota; Agaricomycetes; Polyporales; Polyporaceae
Exons: 2
Coding region: 48-290 (80 amino acids)
Source: RefSeq, a predicted model, not a curated record
CUCGGACAUUCAAGUGCUCGCCGACUCUUCUCUUCUGCUGGAGCAGUAUGAUUCCGCGAGCUGGCUACAUCGUGCUCGUCCUGGAACUCCAAGACCUUUGCUCUACUUGCAGUUCGACUCUAGUCGUACUCAGGCUGCAGAAGUACUCGCGAAGUGCCUCCCGAAAAGGUGAGGCCCUCGAGGCAGUACAGGCCACCGUGGGCCUCAGUCAAGUCCCUUCUUCAACGCCCUUUGGGAUUUGUUUGCAAUCGUCUGCGCGCACUGGCCAGGCUAGCAUGAUGCCUGAGUAAGACUUCAAGCGUUGGGCUCCUCCCGCUCAAGCUCCGCUUGCGUUACGGAGGCGGACCACUCCUCCUCACCCGUGGCACUUAUACCGACAAAUUCGGGAUAUGAUCUUUAGGCGGGAUGCGGGUGGGAUUACCGAUGCUGGAACGCCCUACUAUGCAGCACGGCGAAUAUCUAUCGGCGCUUCGGUAUAGUAUAGGAAAGCACAGUAGCGACAUCAGCAAAAGUGUAUAAAUGUUGCCGAAC